Messenger RNA from Daphnia carinata, 937 nucleotides. RefSeq names its product ribosomal RNA-processing protein 7 homolog A-like. Gene Ontology annotation, biological process: rRNA processing; ribosomal small subunit assembly. The transcript has 7 exons. Gene Ontology annotation, cellular component: UTP-C complex; CURI complex. Lineage: Eukaryota; Metazoa; Arthropoda; Branchiopoda; Diplostraca; Daphniidae. Gene Ontology annotation, molecular function: RNA binding. The record is from RefSeq and is a predicted model, not a curated record. The coding region runs from base 69 to 869 and encodes 266 amino acids.
UUUUUUGUUUUCGGUAAAACGCAUUGCCAUAGUAUCUUGUUUAUUGGCUUGUGUAAAGCUGUCAUACAAUGGAAACAGAAAAAUUAACUCUAGUUCAGGGUUUCAGAUGCAUAGAUACAAGGUUCAACGAGAAGUGCAAGGCAGGACACAUGCUAUUCUUUAAAGAACAUGCUGUUCGAAAUUCACAUCCUUCAAAACCUAUUGGAAAAACACUUUUUGUUCUCAAUGUUCCUCCAUAUUACACAGAGGAAUCAGUCAAACAAUUGUUCAGUGAAGCAGGGUUUGUGAGCUCUGUUAGUUUUGAAGAAAAACCAUCUGGAACAAAAGAAAUGACAAACAGCAAUUCAUUUUUUUCCCCAAUGCACAUUAAAGGUUUCAAAGUUGGAUAUGUGGUGUACAAAAAUGCAUCUUCGUUAAAAAAAGCAAUGAAGAUGAAAUGGCAAACAAAUGUUUUUAGCAUCAAUGACAACCCAAUUAAAACAGGACUUGAAAAAUGGAUUUUAGAAUAUGAAUCGUCUUUCAUUGAUCCAAAAGAGCUUCAGGCAGAAAUCAACAAUUACAUGAAAGAAUUUGAUGAAAGGAAAAAAAGGGAAGAGGAAGAAGAAAAACUUAAAGAGGGACAACCUGAUAACGAUGGAUGGAUAACAGUCACAAAACAUAGUAAACAUGCAGCAAGAACAGAGACAAUGGAGAAGAAAGUUAUGGAAAAGGAAAAGCAGAAACAGAAAGAUAAAAAGCUAAUUAAUUUUUACUCUUUCCAAAUGAGAGAAACAAAAAUGGAGCAUUUAACACAGCUGAGGAGAAAAUUCGAAGAUGACAAGAAAAGAAUCGCAACAAUGAGAGCUGCUAGGAAGUUCAAACCUUACUAGCAUUUGGAAAUUGAAAUGCACUUUGUUGGGUUUUUUUUUUUUUCAAUACACUUACAUAUUGUAAGUAA